Messenger RNA from Parasteatoda tepidariorum (common house spider), 6044 nucleotides. Its product is annotated as BCL11 transcription factor A. NCBI's taxonomy places the organism in Eukaryota, Metazoa, Arthropoda, Arachnida, Araneae, Theridiidae. Gene Ontology annotation, biological process: regulation of transcription by RNA polymerase II. Gene Ontology annotation, molecular function: RNA polymerase II cis-regulatory region sequence-specific DNA binding; DNA-binding transcription factor activity. The record is from RefSeq and is a predicted model, not a curated record. Gene Ontology annotation, cellular component: nucleus.
CUCACCCCCUCCCCCAAAAUAGAACGAACAUUACGUAAGAGAAGAAGCUACAGAAUUAAAGCUACUGCAUCACAUAGCGAUAGACAGAAAAUAAAACAGGGGUGCUGUGUAAAGGGGGGUGUUGCCAAUCAAGCAGCGGUGGGUUGACCUUUGGUCUGCGUCGCGAGCUCCUGACCACUCCUCUGCGAGCGGAUGGUUGGACGAGUUGGAAUAGCGGCGCGCGCUGUCUUCGAAAUAGAGGGGAGAUAUUGCGGUGAAUGAUUUUUCCUAACAGUGCUGGUUCGCGAGGUCUGCGCGUCGCACGAGUCUACGGACGGCGCCUCGACGAAUCGAAGAUCGGCGUGCAUGGUUAUCCAUCGCCGUAAAGAAACUCGAUUUUCGACCGUGGUCAAUAUUCGGUUUUUAUGGACAGUGUUUUUGUUUCGUUACUCUUUAUAGUGUUUCUCUGGAUUCUAUAGAAGACUGGAAUAUGAGUUGAGUUGUAAUUUAUUGCUAAGGAUGUUAAUGUUUGUAUAAAAAAAAAAAGUAAACAGAAGUAAGUGAAAUUCAUUCAAAACUGUGUGAACAAUUUUUGUUGUUGUGAUAAGAUAUUUCGUUAAGAAGAAUAAAUAAUCUCUCAUUAAUGUUAAUUAGUGAUAAGAAAAAAAUACUUCCUUUUCGCUAGUCAAGCAUAAUACUGUUUUAAAAACAACUGUCAUUAAAUUCACUAGUCAAGUUGUGGAAAUUCAAUUGAUUAAAAACUAGGCACUAGUCAUUUUCACCAAGAAAUAUACAAACAACCCCAUUAAAUAUUCAUAAUCAACCUCAAUAUCUGUUCAGCUUAUUUAUUAAAAUAUAAAUAAAAUUGAGAAAUUUCAGUAAUUUUAAAGCUUCCUUUAUACUGAAAGAAACAAAGAAUUUUAAACCAGAACCAGCAAGUAAACAAAUCAAGUACUCAACAAUUGUUUUUCACCAAAGUUAAGCCUAAUUCUGUUUAAUAAAUAUACAAAAAGCAUCAAUUAUAUACUAAAAACAGGGAAAAUUAUAAAUAUUUCCUGAAACAUUUUUAAGUGCAACAAUAAAACAUGGAACAGAAAAACUGGAAAAAUCCCGGAAACUGUCAAAAAAUGUUUUAAAAGAAUCCCGAAAGCCGGUGUGAUUUUUUUCCCAUCAUGCAUUUGGAGCGGACAUGAUGUUUUGAAAGGAGUUGUAUUUCUCCGCAAAAUAGGCGGAGAAAAAUGUGAAGAUUUGAAAGUACUUGGACAUCUAGUUCGGAGGACUAGUUUCGUUUCUGUUUUGUUUAUUUUUUUAUUAUUUGUGUACUGUUUCGUUUUUGUUUUUGCACCUUCAUCAACAAAUGACUUCUGCUUCUGGCCAUGUCUCGUAGGAAACAGGAAAAUCCUCAACCUAGAAAGAGAUUGAUAAAUGUUGAAGCCGAACUACUGCAGGACACACUGACAUGCGGCUCCUGCCAGAAAGUGUUCGUCCUUUCCGAGAUUGUUAAAUUCAUCCAACACAAAGUAAACAGUUGCAACAAAGAGAACAAUUUCAUCAUACUGGAAGAUGAAGGUCCCGUGGACUUCGACAGUGAUCGCGAGGACAAUCCCCCUCAAUCUCUGGUGUCUGGCUCCAAGGCACCAAGCAUCUCUGCACCCAUUUGCAACAGGAAAGGACUCCAUCAUCAACACCAUCAUUUGCACCGAAGUCGAAAUAGGGCAGAAAAAAACCUUGCAUUGCCCAAUUCACCGAGCAAUUACAGGUUCGGUGAAAGGGGCCCACAAGAAAAUCGAACAAAUAUAUUCAAAAAAGAAAUUGAAGAUGGAAAGACCAUGCUCAAGUUGGAGCCUGGGACCAACGAUGAAGCAAAGGAUUUGUCCUUACGAAGCAGUCCAAAGGUUAUGGUCAAUGCCUAUACGAACACCAUCAUCACUGAGCCAAGUACCUACACCUGCAGUACAUGCAAGCAAACCUUUACUUCAGCGUGGGUGCUAGUACAACAUGCCCAACACAUGCAUGGAAUGAAGAUUUACCUUGUUACUCCUUACCAUGGCAGUCGCAAUUCAUCUUCAUCUUCCGUUCAACCUACUGGUCCACCACCUUCCCUCAUCAAUAGCAGUAGUUCUCUUGGAAUUCCUCUUCCCCCGGUGUUACCUCCAUGUUCAACCAUGAACGGCCCCAGUCACCAUCAUAAUGCCCACCAUCAUAAUGUUUUACCUCAACAAGCACUAUCGUUAGAAAAUCAUCCAGCUUUACAACUCUUGAGAAUGCCUCUCGGAGAAAGACAAUUUCCUCCUACAUCGCUCAAUCCGCCGAAUAUAUUUGCUCGACCUUCUAGUCAAGACUUCCGAGUUGAUAUUUUAGCCACAUCAUCAUCCACAAGUGGGAACAGUAACAACCCUGAUGGUAAUCAACAAUUCCAUCGUCUAAACCAUCAUCAACCACAUCCACCACCACAUUCUGCUCCUUCUUUACCGGGCUUAGGCAUUGGUAACUUUGAACCACACAAUCCUUUUAUUGACAGGGGUCCUCUUGGUAUUGAUACCAGACACAGACCACCUCCAAUGAGCUUAGGCUUUGAGCCACAAAUGGACUUUUACUCGCAAAGACUAAGGCAACUAGCGGGAGCCACAAGUCCGACAACAGUGGCAGCCUCCCCUAGAAAAUUAACCCCACCUUUCACACAUCCUACAAUGUCUUCCUCGUCACAACCUUCAACUCCUACUUCUACGCCUCAACCGGCGCUAAACCUUCACAAUUCUUCCAGUGGCAAUAUCACUCCUGCUCCAAGUCAUCAGCACAAUAAUAAUCAAGCUCAUUCGGGAUCUUCCGCUUCUUCAACAAGUAGCAAAGGUGGUGGCGCUACAGAUGCUGCUGAUGGCUCCCCUAAGUUGCUCAAAUCUUGGUCAUGUGAAUUCUGUGGAAAAGCUUUCAGAUUCCAAAGCAGCCUGACUGUGCAUAGACGAUCCCAUACAGGCGAAAAACCUUAUAAAUGUCUAAUUUGCAAACAUACCUGCAGUCAAGCUAGCAAACUGAAAAGGCACAUGAAAACGCACCAAGGUAGUAACGGGAAAAUGACAAAUGCUUCUGAAAAUAAUAGUCUUGAAUCACCUCGAUCAACUCCUGAUUCAACUUCUGAGACAGGCAAAGAGAGAGACAGACAAGUUGGGAGAAGCCUCGAUGAUGAGGAAGAUGCAUCAGAUGGUCAGACAGCCGAUAAUGAGGAAGACGAAGAAGAUUUAGAUGAUGAAGAUGAAGAAGAGGAAGAUGAAUUAGAUGACGAAGAAGAUCUAGAUGAUAGCAAUGAAAUUAUGAUGGCAGAAGAUCUAAGUACGAGAGGGCCUUCGAAUUCAACUCCUAUUCCAAGAGAAUCUCCUUCUUCUGAACAAAAUAAAACAUCUAAACCUUCCACAGUUGAUAUUACAACGAAUAACGAUAAUAGUAGUAAUACAAUAAGUGUUAGCAAUGGUGAGAAUGGAAGCAAUAGUCGAGAUAAAGAAAAUUCUAAGCCUGAACCAAGACAUUCUCUUUUGAGUGAAGUAAUGGACAAGAUUGGGUUAAGCAAUAUUCAACAAUACAACGAAGCUUAUCAAAAAGCUUUAGAAGAGAGUUCGCUGAAAAAUUCACUGAAAGAUGAUACAGAAAUAUCAAGCCAGAAACGUAAUUUUGCCACCGAGAAUGGACCUGAACGACUGAACAACAAAGAAGAUGGCAAUAACAACAUCAAUAGCCACGGAGGAAGUAACAAAUCAAUGCCCCUGCCUCCACACUCUAUGGAUUUCGGGCAUAGUAUAUUUGGUGCCUUCGAUUAUCAUCAUCAUCACCAUAAUAAUACAUUUGAAGCGACUAAACGUUUAAAACUUGAUUUUACUGAUCAUAUAAGGAAUAGCAAUGACAGAGAUCCGUUAUACGCAGGUUUAUGGUUACCAUCUGUGCAUGGAUCCUCGAGCAGAGAAAUAUAUGAUACGGAAUAUUCCCGCCACAUCAAAUCUUCCUCUUCUGAAAGUGCCUUGAAGUCAGUCACCCCAACUAAUAUGAGCAGUAGAUCGAUGAGUCCACGUCCAGGUACCAGUGGAGGUGGAGCAUCCGUCACUCCUAUUCCCGGUAUCCUGGUCAAUUCCUCUAAGAGUGGCGCAAGUACCAAGGAACAACGCCGCAACGACACCUGUGAAUAUUGCGGCAAAGUGUUCAAGAACUGUAGUAACCUCACCGUGCAUCGCAGAUCACACACUGGCGAAAAACCGUACAAGUGUGAACUUUGCAGUUACGCAUGCGCUCAGAGUUCAAAGUUGACACGACACAUGAAGACGCAUGGGCGUCUUGGCAAAGACGUAUACCGAUGCCGGUUCUGCGACAUGCCGUUCUCUGUGCCGAGUACUUUGGAAAAACACAUGAGGAAGUGUGUCGUGAACCAAAAUGCAACCGGUGUAACCUACAUGGACAGAGACUCAGACUCAAAAGACUUGACAUGAAACAAAUACUUCACGUCUAAUGUGUUUCCAAGAAUUUAUUGAACAAAAAUAAAUAUAUAAAUAUAUAUUAUUUUUCAAUUUCUCUGUGAUGUGGAAUUUUCUUUUUAUGUGGCUGAUGGCCCUUGAAACUUUAGCCCAUACAUUGGUAAUUUGGAAAAAUUAUGUGUGCAUGUGUUCUUAGUGUGAUGGUUUUAAAUUUUAAAUCACACACACUCUCCUAUGAAUAUUUGAAGAGAAAUAUAAAUUUAAGAAAAAAGCCUUCCCUUACUGUUGCAUAAUGACCACAUUUUUUAUGUGUGUGACUGAAACUCAACUUUAAAAAAGUAAAGAGUAUUUAGUUGUAUGAAAUAAGUUUGAUGAUUCGUUAGAUAUAGGCUAUAGAAAGUUUUUGAAAAAUGUCUUUUUAGAGUUUUGAUAUAAAAAAUUCAGGUUGUAGUUUGAAACAAAACUAACAUCUCUAACAAGGGCUUAUUUUCCUUUCUUGCUUUAUUCUUUUCAAAAGCUAUGGACCAAGCGGCUUUUUAACUUUUUCAUUUAGCGCUUCUUUGCCUUUUGUUUAUUCUUUUUCUGUUUCAUAUCAAACAAUUUCAUAUCAGUAUGCUUUUAUAUUCUUCGUCUAAAAAACAUUUUUAAAUAUUGAAAAAAGAACUGUUAAAUAUUUUUUGUAGUUAAAUACUAAAUGCCCGAUAUUACCGUGUUUUGAGGUGGUUACAUUUUAAACACUUUUCUUUUAUAUUUAUUCGACGAAUCUAUCUCAGUUGUGUCUAUAGCCAUUUGUGGUAAAAUAUAUUUUGAAUGAAACGCCAUGCUGUAUGAUGUAAUUUGAAGAAAACAGUUUUUUGGAAUCUAAAAAAAAAUGAAUAUCUUUUAUGAAAAAAAUAUUUCCUUAAAUUUUAUAUGUUCGGCUUGAAACAAAAUAGUUUUGUGCUUUUAACUCAAAAAUUUUGAGUUUAAAAGUUAAGAACUAUUAAGAAAGAGUUGAACAUAAUUCUUUUUACAAUUUCAAUAACCGUGCUUUCCAAGAAAAGAAGGCAAAUUAAUACCAGUUUGUAUAUCUCCUACUGAAGGAGAUAAAAAAAAAUUAUACUGAAAAUGUUUUCAGGAAAUAUUUUAGGAACUCGUGGGUUUUUCAAGUUCUUUAAAAUAUUUAUAUUUCAGUGUUUUGAACUUCUGUCAACAUUUCAAUCUGAUGUGUAAACAAUGUGGGAAUAACAUUGUUAACAGUUUCAUGUAUACGGUUACAGUUUCUUUGGGUAUAACUAUAAACCGCAAAUACCUCUUUUAAUUCCUAUAAUUAGACAAGAUUCCGAUUAGCAAAAGGUUUGCUUAUGGUAAAUUUGAAACAUUAAUUUCAAAUAUUUUGAUCUUGGAAAUUAAAAUAUAUUAACAUUUUAAGUAGAUAACAAAAUUUUCUUAAUUUUAUUUUCCAUAUAUAAGAGUUUACACAAAAAGACGGAUAAUAGUAGAAAUAAAAGAAGUUUAAUCUUAGUUUUUCACCUAUAUUAAUGUGUUGUAUAAGAUUUUCUUAUAAUCAUUAAUAAUUUUUUUAUUGAUUUUUUUUAUUCAAAAAAGUUUAUCAAAUGUGUUAUAAUCACA